Messenger RNA from Nycticebus coucang (slow loris), 2315 nucleotides. It is a transcript of the gene NT5C1B, whose product is annotated as 5'-nucleotidase, cytosolic IB. Gene Ontology annotation, biological process: adenosine metabolic process; nucleotide metabolic process. Gene Ontology annotation, cellular component: cytoplasm; cytosol. NCBI's taxonomy places the organism in Eukaryota, Metazoa, Chordata, Mammalia, Primates, Lorisidae. Gene Ontology annotation, molecular function: magnesium ion binding; nucleotide binding; 5'-nucleotidase activity. The record is from RefSeq and is a predicted model, not a curated record. Bases 1 to 1875 code for a protein of 624 amino acids. The transcript is spliced from 10 exons.
AUGAGUCAAACAUCACUGAAACAGAAGAAGAAGAAUGAGACCGGAAUAAGGUACUCAAAAGAGAGUCUAGAUGGAGAAAAAAGAAAGGAUUCUGAGAAAUCAGGAGUUCGUCUGAGCACUCAGAUGAAGCGUGCAGUCAAUCCGAAUCACUCGCUGAGAUGUUGCACCAUGCGGGGUCACCCGUCGUGUAGACGCUGCCUUUGUGCAGCUGAGGGAACAAUCCUUGGCCCCUGCCGCACAAUACAUAUUUUUAUUCACAUGUGCCUGUUGUGGGAGCAGGGCCGGCAGAUCACCAUGAUCAGGGGAUCACAAGAAUUACUGCCAAAGUCUGACUCUCAAGGGUACCUUGUGCAAAAUCAAUUGUCCAGAACAUCUAGAAGCCAGUCCAGCAAGCCUGCGCUUGAAGAACCGCGAAGCAGAAGCAACAGUAUCAAGGUAGAAACCCCCGACAGCUCCACGACCUCCCGGACGUCAUCUGCCUCUCCCAGCCAGCACGACUCUCCUCCGCCGCAGCCCACGCCACCCUCGGCCCGGCAGUCCGCGCCCAGCCAGCCGUCCAUACAGCUGGACUCGCAGCCCCCUACGCCCCCAGAGGCCCAGCCCACGUCCCGGCGCCGCAGCUCCAAGCAACACGAGACUCCGGAGCCCAGGAUAGAGUCCAGGAUGGAGCCCAGGCUGGAUUCCAGAUCGCACAGCGUCAUGCGGGACUCCAGGGAGUUCAAAGGGCGGGAGUAUCCGCUCACCCCCCCCAUGGAGUGGAAGGCCUACUCCCAGCGUAGAAUGUUGUACCCCAGCAACUUCCCGAUGGACCCCGACUGUCUCCCCGAAAGUCAACAGCGGCGACAGGAGGAGGAUGAGGACGACGACGAGGAGGCUUACUGGGAGUCGGUGAAGAAGUUCUACGAAAAGAUCCCCAGCUGCUCGCGUCCGCGGCCGCCCAAACCCAAGAACGCCAUCACCAUCGCCGUCUCAUCCCGCGCCCUCUUCAACAUGAUGGACGCCAGGAAAAUCUACGAGGAAGAAGGUCUGGAGAAGUACAUAGACUAUCAGCUCAACAAUGAGAACGUCAUCCUGACCCCAGGGCCUGCCUUCCGCUUUGUCAAGGCACUGCAGCACGUCAAUGCUAGACUCCGUGAUCUGUAUCCCAACGAACAGGACUUAUUUGAUAUUGUACUGAUGACUAAUAACCAUGCCCAAGUGGGAGUGCGGCUUAUAAACAGCGUCAAUCACUAUGGUUUACUGAUUGACCGCUUCUGUCUGACUGGUGGGAAGAGCCCUAUUGGCUAUUUGAAAGCCUAUCUUACCAACUUGUACCUUUCUGCGGAUUCUGAAAAAGUACAAGAAGCAAUAAAAGAAGGUAUCGCCUCCGCCACAAUGUUUGAUGCAGCCAAAGACCUGGGUUACUGUGACACCCAGCUCCGUGUGGCCUUUGAUGGGGAUGCUGUCCUCUUCUCUGAUGAGUCUGAAUUUAUUUCCAAGGAGCAUGGGCUGGACAAAUUCUUUCAACAUGAGUCACUGUUUGAGAAUAAGCCUCUUGCUCAGGGUCCCUUGAAAGGCUUUCUGGAAGACUUAGGCAGACUGCAAAAGAAGUUUUAUGCCAAAAAUGAACGGUUACUUUGUCCCAUCAGGACCUACUUGGUAACAGCAAGGAGUGCAGCCAGUUCAGGCGCCCGUGUGCUGAAGACCCUUCGCCGCUGGGGUCUAGAGAUAGACGAAGCUCUUUUUCUUGCUGGAGCUCCCAAAGGUCCCAUCUUGGUGAAGAUCCGUCCCCACAUCUUCUUUGACGACCACAUGUUCCACAUUCAAGGGGCGCAGAAAUUAGGCACCGUUGCAGCUCAUGUACCUUAUGGCUUUGGUCAAAAAUACAACCCUUAGGGGAGAGGGAGGAGAAAUAAAGCAGUGACAGUCUGGUCUUACAGAAGCCAGUUCUUCGACACUCUAAAGUGAUUAGGUAUUUCAGUAGACUGGACCUCAGAACUUAGCUCGUUUGCAAAGGUUUUCUCUUGAUUUUUUAGAAAACAUUUUUAACCUCUAGUUACCCUUAAAGGUAACUUUUGAGCAAUCAGUACUGCUGAAUGCCACUACACAUGUCCCAUGUAAGUCAUAAUGAUGACACUUUAGGGUAAGUUUAGAACUUCAAUGUUUGCAUGUUUAAGGGGUUGUUUCAAAAGCUUAUUUAGUUUCACAAAACCUUGCUCAUUUUUGGAUGUCUGUAGAUGGAAUGAAUUGUUACCCAUCAUUAUUCUAAAAAGUGGUCUUCAAAGGUGGAAUGGGUAUGAUUAAGUCAUUCUUGAAAACUAAAGCUUUUAAUUCUG